Messenger RNA from Dicrocoelium dendriticum, 545 nucleotides. NCBI's taxonomy places the organism in Eukaryota, Metazoa, Platyhelminthes, Trematoda, Plagiorchiida, Dicrocoeliidae. The record is from the annotation of a GenBank genome assembly.
CGUAUAGAUGAGGGGGUUGACCGGUUCCUUUUAUCUACUGAUCACCACCGAAUCCACCAGCGCCAGACGGAGUUGCUCCAACACAAGCCAUGAUGAACCGGAAGCUCCACAUGCUUUUCGACAUCAUCCGACCACGCUCGGCAUCCUUUGUUGGUGAAAUAAACCGCAGAAUGGAACAGGAUUUUAAUCCGCGGCAUGAAACAGACAAGCGAUCCUUUACACUUGGACAGAAGUUGCUACUACGUGACUAUCGGAAUGGCCAUGCGAAAUGGACGCGAGAGACGGUCGAAAGCAAACGCGGAUACGUCAUGUAUGACGUGAUGGUGGACGCACAGAUCUGGGCACAUUGUGCCAACCAGAACAAGCAAGACCUAUUGACCUCUCGUUCGAUUUACUGGUGGAAAGCUUCAACUUGCCAAAGAUAGCAGUGGACGACUGCACACAAUCGAGCAAGGAAUCCAGAACACGGAUAUGGGAACAAAUUUCUUAGACACUUCUGCCAAGGAGAUGGACCGAUAGGCAGAGAACACCGUACCGAAGACUGC